Molecule: messenger RNA, 2424 nt
Organism: Papaver somniferum (opium poppy)
Lineage: Eukaryota; Viridiplantae; Streptophyta; Magnoliopsida; Ranunculales; Papaveraceae
Product: subtilisin-like protease SBT1.4
Exons: 1
Coding region: 1-2367 (788 amino acids)
Biological process (GO): proteolysis
Molecular function (GO): serine-type endopeptidase activity
Source: RefSeq, a predicted model, not a curated record
AUGUCAAUGAGAAGUACCUCAUCAUGGAUACUUUUCUUUUCGUUUGUCACUCUAUUGAUCAUCCCUGCAAUUUCAUUUUCUCAUGAAGAUGAGCAACCAACAACUUUCAUAAUACACGUUGUGAAAUCGGAGAAGCCACCAGUCUUUAGUUCUCAUGAAGAUUGGUAUACCGCAACCCUCCAUUCUCUUCCACUGUCAAUAUCAUCAUCGUCAGAUAAUGGUCGACCAUCUCGAGAAAUCAUUUACACUUAUAACCACGCUAUUCAUGGUUUUGCAGCAAGAUUAACACCAUAUGAAGCUUCACAUCUUGAGAGUCGACCGGGGAUUGUCUCAGUCAUCCCUGAGCGUACUCACCAAUUCUAUACUACUCAUACUCCUCAGUUCUUAGGUCUUAGUGGUGAUCAUUUUGGUCUUUGGCAUAACUCCGGUUACGGGGAUGACGUCAUUAUCGGUGUCUUGGAUUCCGGAAUCUGGCCGGAACGACAGAGUUUUAACGAUUCUGGUUUGGGUCCUGUACCCAAAAGAUGGAAAGGUACUUGUGAAACAGGACCGGAUUUUCCGGAGACGUCUUGUAACCGGAAGAUAAUUGGUGCACGAGCAUUUUACAAAGGUAUUGAAGCAAGGAUAGGACACAUGAUCGAUGCAAACGGUACUGAAUCGAGAUCCCCUAGAGACACAUUUGGACAUGGAACACAUUGUGCUUCAACUGCGGCUGGAUCUGCUGUUAAGAAUGCAGGGUUUCGUAAAUAUGCUGUUGGAGAAGCCAGAGGUAUUGCAACUAAAGCUAGAAUUGCGUCUUACAAGAUUGGAUGGAGCACAGCUGGAAUCGUUGAUUCUGAUAUUGUAGCUGGCAUGGAUAAAGCUGUUGAAGACGGAGUUGACGUGAUGUCUUUAUCAUUUGGUGUUCAGGAUGACACUCUUCAAUAUUAUCAAAAUGUGAUUGCGAUCGGAGCCUUUGCGGCUAUGGAGAAAGGAAUUUUGGUUUCUAAUGCACCUGGAAACUCAGGACCUGCCCCAAAUACUGCAGUUAAUCUUGCACCGUGGAUGUUGUCUGUUGGAGCAUCCACAAUUGAUAGAGAAUUCCCUGCGGAUGUAAUUUUAGGCGAUGGUCAAGUACUUCCUGGCGCUUCACUGUACUCUGGAGAUGCAACACCGGACGACACUUACAUGCAAGUUGUAUAUGCGGCUGGCGAUCAUCCUCAAAGCCGAUACUGCGUAGAAGGUUCAUUAGAUUCUACAGCAGUUGCUGGUAAAAUUGUCAUCUGUGAUGUAGGUGGAAUUUCAGGAGAGGACAAAGGGACUUUUAUUAAAAAUGUUGGUGGUGCAGGAAUGAUUCUCAUCGGAAAUGGGGAGGAAUUGAUUGCCGAACCUUAUCCUGUUCCAGCAGCUAUAGUAAGUCGCACCUCCGGUGAUAAGAUCAUAGAGUAUCUCAAUAAGCAUUCACAUGGUCAAAAUCCAAGCGCUACAAUAAAAUUCCGAGGAACUGCAAUUGGUUCUUCGUCGUCCCCUGCUCCAAAGGUUGCAUUCUUUUCUAGCCGUGGCCCCAAUAGAAUAACACCAGAGAUUCUUAAACCAGAUGUGAUUGCACCAGGGGUAGAAAUCUUGGCUGCUAAUACCGGAUAUGGUGCAGACCCAACAACUUCGGAAGAGUUCGCAUUAAUGUCAGGUACAUCAAUGGCAUGCCCUCAUGUGAGCGGCUUGGCUGCGUUGCUUCGAAAAACUUAUCCUAAGUGGUCUCCGGCUGCAAUCCGAUCUGCUCUAAUGACUACUGCUUAUAAUGUUGACAAUUCAGGCAAGUAUAUUACUGAUCUUGGUACAGGCAACAUUUCAACACCAUUCCAACAUGGGUCUGGCCAUGUGGAUCCGAACCGAGCUCUAAAUCCGGGCUUGGUAUACGAUAUUGUUCCAAGUGAUUACGAAGCAUUCUUAUGCUCCAUUGGUUAUGAUGCGAAACAGAUUUCAGUUUUUGUCAAGGAUAGGAAGGUUGAUUGCAAAUCGAUCGGGCUAUCUAAUCCGGGUAACCUUAACUAUCCAUCAUUUUCUGUUGUUUUCAAAUCUGGUUCUGAUAUGGUUAAGUAUAAGAGAGUGGUUAAGAACGUUGGAAGUUCAGUGAAUGCAGUUUACAAACUUAAAAUUAGAUCUCGAACACCAUUUGUUAAGAUUAGUGUGUCCCCAACCAAGUUAGUGUUUAGUGAGGAUAAGACGAGUUUGUCUUAUGAAAUCACAUUCGAAUCAAGGCUAACGGAUGUGGACAUGACGAAAGAGGCAUUCGGGUCGAUUGAAUGGUAUGAUGGAGUUCAUGCUGUGAAGAGUCCAAUUGCGUUUAGGUGGGGCGUUACAUCUACUAGCUUGAUAUCUUCUGUUUAAUGUUUUCAAUUUUGGUUCUAUUAAUGCUCUUAAUUUUAAUGAUAAUCAUCAUAUCAA